AUGACUGACCGGACCGGACCGGACGAGGAGGUACUGGAGACGCGGCCGGCGGGCGGCAGAUCUGACGAGGCGGCGCGGGUGGCGCGGCGGAGCCUGGCCUCCUCGCCGGAGCCGGAGAGUGGCGCCGGCGCCGCCCUGCUCGCCCAGCUGGAGAAGGCGCAGCACAACCAGCUGACGCCGCUCAAGCAGCGCGAACGGUUCGCCAACGUGAGCCGGCUGGACGCGGCGCUGCUGGGCUUCGAGCCGCGCUGCGCGCUCGAGACGCGCGAGGUGGUCUCGGCCGUGCUGCGCGCCGAGAGCGAGCCGUGCCGGCGCGAGCUGGUGGAGUUCGCGUGCCGGCUGCGCGAGGGCACUGCCUACCCGGUCCGGCUGCCCAACUACUGCCCGCACCAUGGACACGAGUACGGUCGCCAGCUGGGAUGCUUCCGGGACAGCAGGACGCUGCGCCUGCUACCGUCGCUGGCGGGGGUGGUCAACAAUACCGAGGCCUGCCUCGAACACUGCGUCAGGGAGAGUUUCGUCUACGGCGGCCUGCAGUACGGGCGGGAGUGCUGGUGCGGCAACAUGCAGCCGCCGAGUCGGGCGCUGGAGCCGCUGCAGACCUGCAACAUGACCUGUCGCCACGGUAACGAGUCCUGCGGCGGCUACCUCGCGAUGAACGUCUACGAGACUGGACGCGCUGUGUUCAAGCACGCGUUCUCUUCGGUGGCGGACACGGACAGCGAGCCGGUCCGGAUCGUGUACCUGAUGACGCUGAACGGACGGGACACGCGGCAGGCGCUGAGGCUGCUCAAGAUGAUCUACCACACCAGCCACUUCUACUUCAUCCAUGUCGACUCGCGCCAGGACUACAUGUAUCGGACGCUGCUGGCGCUCGAGUCGCAGUUUCCGAACGUGCGCCUGUCGCGCUGGCGCCGCGCCACCAUCUGGGGCGGCGCCAGCCUGCUGGACAUGCUGCUGCACUGCAUGACGGAGCUGAUGCAGACCGACUGGCAGUGGGACUACGUGCUCAAUCUCAGCGAGAGCGACAUGCCAGUCAAGAGGAUGGAGCGGCUGACCGAGUUCCUGACCCGGAAUAAGGGCAAGAACUUCCUCAAGUCCCAUGGCCAGUCCAUCCCCAGCUUCAUCAUGAAGCAGGAGGCGGCGCGGGUGGCGCGGCGGAGCCUGGCCUCCUCGCCGGAGCCGGAGAGUGGCGCCGGCGCCGCCCUGCUCGCCCAGCUGGAGAAGGCGCAGCACAACCAGCUGACGCCGCUCAAGCAGCGCGAACGGUUCGCCAACGUGAGCCGGCUGGACGCGGCGCUGCUGGGCUUCGAGCCGCGCUGCGCGCUCGAGACGCGCGAGGUGGUCUCGGCCGUGCUGCGCGCCGAGAGCGAGCCGUGCCGGCGCGAGCUGGUGGAGUUCGCGUGCCGGCUGCGCGAGGGCACUGCCUACCCGGUCCGGCUGCCCAACUACUGCCCGCACCAUGGACACGAGUACGGUCGCCAGCUGGGCUGCUUCCGGGACAGCAGGACGCUGCGCCUGCUACCGUCGCUGGCGGGGGUGGUCAACAAUACCGAGGCCUGCCUCGAACACUGCGUCAGGGAGAGUUUCGUCUACGGCGGCCUGCAGUACGGGCGGGAGUGCUGGUGCGGCAACAUGCAGCCGCCGAGUCGGGCGCUGGAGCCGCUGCAGACCUGCAACAUGACCUGUCGCCACGGUAACGAGUCCUGCGGCGGCUACCUCGCGAUGAACGUCUACGAGACUGGACGCGCUGUGUUCAAGCACGCGUUCUCUUCGGUGGCGGACACGGACAGCGAGCCGGUCCGGAUCGUGUACCUGAUGACGCUGAACGGACGGGACACGCGGCAGGCGCUGAGGCUGCUCAAGAUGAUCUACCACACCAGCCACUUCUACUUCAUCCAUGUCGACUCGCGCCAGGACUACAUGUACCGGACGCUGCUGGCGCUCGAGUCGCAGUUUCCGAACGUGCGCCUGUCGCGCUGGCGCCGCGCCACCAUCUGGGGCGGCGCCAGCCUGCUGGACAUGCUGCUGCACUGCAUGACGGAGCUGAUGCAGACCGACUGGCAGUGGGACUACGUGCUCAAUCUCAGCGAGAGCGACAUGCCAGUCAAGAGGAUGGAGCGGCUGACCGAGUUCCUGACCCGGAAUAAGGGCAAGAACUUCCUCAAGUCCCAUGGCCAGUCCAUCCCCAGCUUCAUCAUGAAGCAGGGCCUGAACCACUCGUUUUACGAGUGCGACCACCACCUGUGGCGUCUGGGCGGCCGCAAACUGCCCCGGGGUAUCGCUAUAGAUGGCGGUAGUGACUGGGUCUGCUUGUACCGGGACUUCGUACAGUAUGUCACGUCCAUGGAGGACGACCUUCUUGUCGGCCUGCGGACUUUUUUCAACCAUUCUCUGUUGCCCGCUGAGUCUUUCUUCCACAUCGCGCUGCGCAACUCGGAGUUCUGCCACACGCUGGUAGACAACAACCUGCACUUGACCAACUGGCGGCGCAAGCAGGGCUGCCACUGUCAGCACAAGUACGCCGUGGACUGGUGCGGAUGCUCGCCCAACGACUUCCGGCCCACGGACAUGGAGAAAAUACAGCGGACGGAGACGCGCGACCUGUUUUUCGCGCGCAAGUUCGAGUCAGCCAUCAGCCACGAGGCAGUGACCAUGGUGGACAAGUGGGUACAUGGUCCGCUGCCGCCGGAUCUGCCUGCGCUUCACCGCCACUGGCUCAGCCUCUACCACCGAGACGACCUGACGACCGGCGAUGACGCCGCGCUGACGUUCUACCGGAGCGUGGCGCGCCUGUCCGUGCAGCGCCUGAGGGUGGGAGGAAGCCGCUGUGACCUCGCCCUGGGCUCGGUGGUCACGGCGCACGUGCUCAAGGUGGAUGACGUGUACAAGGGCACGGCGGUGCAGUUUGAGCUGGUGACUCCGGACGGCACGCCGCUGCUGCUGGAGACGCUGGCGUCUCCGCUGCCGACCCCCAUCCGGCGCCUCAAGAAGGGCUCCGCCGAAGACAGACUCACGUCGAUGGGCAUCAGCACCGAGUUCGACCAGAAGGAGGCCACCUUCCGCAACUUCGGCCGCGUGAUGGGCGUGUUCGCCACUCCCGUCAUCAUGCAUAGCUGGUCGGGCGGCGAGGCGCAGAACGUGACGGUCGUCGUGCAGGACCCGGCCGGCCGGCUGGCGCGGGCCGAGACGUUCGCGCUGAACACCACCGAGGAGUCGCGCUCGGGCGUCACGCGGCUGUCCGUGCGCCAGCCGCUGCGGCCCGGCACGUGGCGCGUGCACGUGCUGGCCGACCGCGUGCCCGUGGCGCGCGCCGAGUUCCCUGUACUGCCGCUGGAGGUGUACCGAGGCCGACCAGUCAACCGCGAGCAGGCCAAACUGCUGCACGUCGGCCCGCCGUUGCCGUACUCGGACCAGCGUCUGCCGGCCACCCUGUACCGCCUGCUGGGGGCCGAUGACAACUUCACCGGUGCCGCGACCGCCGCUGCCGAGAGGAACGCCCAGCGGCAAGGCGACGCGCUGCACGACUGGACCGACGACAUAGUGCGCAGGCACUUCUCGCUGGAGUCGAUGUGUCUGGCUUCGGCGGUGCCGGCGGCCGGCUGCCUGGCGCCGCUGCCGGAGCCGUGUGCGGCCAGCACCUGGUCCUCGCUCUCGCCCGACCCGAAGGCCGAACUGCACGGCGUGGCGACCGGCGGCCGGCUGCGGCGCGUGCCGGCCGCGCUGGACACGCAUUACCCGCACCGCGACGGCCUGUGACACCGCCGGCGGACCCGGCCGACGGCCGCCUGACGACGCGUGCAGCCGGCUCUCAGGUGUCUCCGGCUCACUGUCGGCCGGGCAGGCAGUCCCUGGCUCACUGUUGGUCGGACAGGCAGUGGCCGGCGCACUGUCGUUCGGGCUGGCAGUCGCCAGCUCGCUGGCGGUCGGCCAGACAACGGCUGGCUCACUGGCGGUCGGGCAGACAGUGGCCAGAUCACUGUCGGUCGGGCAGGCAGUUGUCGGUCGGGCAGGCAGUGGCCGGCUCACUGUCGGUUGGGCAGACAGUGGCCAGACCACUGUCGGCCGCCCUCCGGAGCCCCGGCGUUGGUGCUGGCGCCUGCUGGUGACAGCCGUAGAGAGGACGCUCGCCCAAGACUUGGGGGAGGUCGCCGCGAGCACAACGCAAUAAUGCACUCCUUAUGACGACUCAAGAUGGUAUCGAACGGGGCCGCGUCGUGUGUCCCCGCGCUGUACGCACACAUAUCGACCGUUCCUUGGGCGGGGCCCGUGCACUGGAGCCAGCCCGCCUCGCUGCGCGGUCUGGCAAGCGCGCUCGGGCCAGGGCGGCGGCGUUGUUCUGGAGCUGUCGGUGAGCUGUGUGCAGGGUACAAUGGACCGCGGCGGGUGUAAUCAGGACGUCUCUUAUCCAGGCUCCAUGGCCAGGUUGUGUGGCUGUAGCCGCUGUUCAUCUGUGUGUGGUUUGUCUGUCUGCGUUUUCCGGUACAGCGUUUUACCGACGAGAUCAUCAUCCGCCUGAGUGGAAACUGUGUGUCGCGUCCCCUAAUCCUCGAUGAUCAAAGGUAUAUUUUACUGCCGCAGGGAUGCGCCAGAUAGGACCAUUAUGACCCCAUCGCGAUUCACCCUGUCCGGUACCGCUGUCGGUUGCCAGUCUGUUUUCAGUCGGUGUUGUUGACCGUUGUACUCAUUCGUUUGACGUGUGUGACGCGUAUGCUGUUCCGCCGAGCCUGGCAUGCCCACCGCCUGUGGCUUCCGACUCUGGCUUUGGUGCGGGCACCGGGGAGAUGACAGAGCUCGUCUCGGCCGGAUCGUCUGGUCGGCGCACUCGAGGUAUUCUGUCCCCAGAGGUUUUAUACUGACGCGACUUUGACGGGGUGCCGUCGCCAGAGAUAUGCGCGCGCCCCAGUCUGUGCGACCGCGACUGCGCUCGGGUCACGUGACGUGCAGUGACGUUGUGUUUGCGGCGAGUAUAUUUAUUACCGCGGAUGCCGUCCGUCGGCCGUGGCGUCGCAGGUUUACACGGUUUUUAUAAGUGUCUCUCUCACUGUCAGUCUCCAUCUCCAAGUGCCCCUCCGCUCCCCUCCGUUCCCCUCCGUUCCUCUGCGCUCCUGUUCGUUCCCAGCCGUUCCUUGGCGCCCAUGUUUGCCGUCCACCGGGGAUGGCUUGUCCAGUGCCUUUCCCUGUGAUGACUGGCUGCGGCAGCGGCUCCUGACGCCUGGUGCCGGGUCUUGUGAUGACUCGCUGCUGUAGCGGCUCCUGACGCCUGGUGCCGGGUCUUGUGAUGACUCGCUGCCGUAGCGGCUCCUGACGCCUGGUGCCGGGUCUUGUGAUGACUCGCUGCUGUAGCGGCUCCUGACGCCUGGUGCCGGGUCUUGUGAUGACUCGCUGCUGUAGCGGCUCCUGACGCCUGGUGCCGGGUCUUGUGAUGACUCGCUGCUGUAGCGGCUCCUGGCGCCUGGUGCCGGGUGACGGCACAUCACGGCAUGGGAGAGUUUUCUACGAGCAAUAAAUAGGCCGUCUUUGUUA
Pollicipes pollicipes is the source of this 5526-nucleotide messenger RNA. Its product is annotated as xylosyltransferase oxt. Gene Ontology annotation, molecular function: protein xylosyltransferase activity. The record is from RefSeq and is a predicted model, not a curated record. Gene Ontology annotation, cellular component: membrane. Gene Ontology annotation, biological process: chondroitin sulfate proteoglycan biosynthetic process; heparan sulfate proteoglycan biosynthetic process. The transcript has 23 exons. NCBI's taxonomy places the organism in Eukaryota, Metazoa, Arthropoda, Thecostraca, Pollicipedomorpha, Pollicipedidae. The coding region runs from base 1 to 3759 and encodes 1252 amino acids.